AUGUCUUCACCAUCAUACGCCCUAUCUGCCCUUUCACUAACAGGUGCAUUGGUUGCAUACACGAGAAAGAAUUCGGUGCCCUCUUUAUUGGCGGGCUCUUUUGUUUCCUUUGUUUUCUUUUACGGUGGCCAAUUGCUGAGAAGGGGCAAUUCCAAUGGCCUAGUCGUGUCAUUUAUUGGGGCAGUUAUACUUCUAUCUGCUGGCUUUGUUAGGGCUAGAGCGACGGAAUUUGAGAAAACAGUUCCAUUGGUGUUGACAGGCUUAGGUUUACUCUCAACCGGGUUCUUCGGUGCUAAAUUGGCAGGGUUGUUAUAG
This is a messenger RNA of Pichia kudriavzevii, 315 nucleotides long. RefSeq lists its product as uncharacterized. The record is from RefSeq and is a predicted model, not a curated record. The transcript has a single exon. Gene Ontology annotation, cellular component: membrane. Bases 1 to 315 code for a protein of 104 amino acids. Lineage: Eukaryota; Fungi; Ascomycota; Pichiomycetes; Pichiales; Pichiaceae.